Molecule: messenger RNA, 1867 nt
Organism: Pomacea canaliculata
Lineage: Eukaryota; Metazoa; Mollusca; Gastropoda; Architaenioglossa; Ampullariidae
Exons: 5
Coding region: 439-1701 (420 amino acids)
Source: RefSeq, a predicted model, not a curated record
AAGUAUUAUUUAAUCUUAUCUUAUCUUAUCUUAUAUGAGCACGAUCGUGGCCAAUCGCGCUAAUUAACCUAUGGUAUAAUAAAUUCGCUUUAAUUUAUAUUAAAUAGCCAGUGUUUUUAUUGUCAUCUCUUUUUUUAUUAUUGGUCAACGCAGCAUCACCAGCAGGAUAAAAUUGCUCCAUUAUUCUUAUUUGGUCAUAAGGAAUACAUUAGAGUUUGCCUUACUUUUUCAAUUUUUACAUGUACAUGAAGUGGCACUCUUUUUCACACACUAUACCAGUAGGUAAUAUCUCCAACCGGAGGCUGUUUUCAUGAAGUAAACUCACAAAAAACAUAGCAUAAUAUACACAUUAAUGAUAUACAGAGUACAUGCAUGUGUUUCCAAUUUUAUGGUGAAGUCUCCAUCCAUACAAUUUGUUUGUUGAAUUCAGAUCAGUAAAUGGAUGCUCAAAAGCAGAAACGGCUUCAAAGAUUACCAGUUCUGCAUGUGAAAGGGAACCAUUUUGAUGUAGGAUAUGUGACUGGAAGUACCUUCGCUGAACAUAUUCGUCUGUAUAUGUGUGGUGAUGUAGAAUCUGCCAAAAUAGUACAAACCUUUUAUGACUCACCUGAUGGUCGCCAAUUAUGUGAUAUCCUCCGCAAAAAAGGAGAAGACAACUUUCCUCAGUAUAUUGCUGAAAUUCGUGGCCUGGCCGCAGGUGCCGGAGUAUCCUAUGAAAAAAUGUUCCUUCACAACAUUGCAUAUGACAUUGCAUCUACUUACGUGCGCCCAGAUAUUGCUCAAUCUCUGUCACUGCACAGUGUGAAGGCAGAGCCUGUGCAUCACAUUUUAGACCAUUGCAGCACCAUUCUGCUGAACCAACCAGGAAUCAAGGUCAUGGGUCACAAUGAAGAUGGCAGCGAAGUCCUUCACCGUUAUGCCUACAUGGUGUCUGCUCAGAUUUAUGAUCCAGAUUUUCCACCUAUCUUCCCUUGCAAACAAAAUAUCAGUGAAAAUAAAGAAGACAAAAGUGAAGGUGCUUCUAUGGGCAGCACAGACGAAUUUACUGCAUACUGUUAUCCAGGAUUGCUUCCCGGCGUGGCCUUCAGUUUCAAUGGCCAUGGUUUGGUGUUUGGUAUCAACUAUCAGUAUGUUGACAUUGCCCCUCUAGGCACACCACAUCUCUUCAUCAUGCGCAGUUUACUUAGUGCAUCUUCCAUAGAGGAGUGUCACCACCUCCUGGAGAACAAGAACCGAGGAGGAGGAAAUCUUGGCUUCAGUGUCAACAUUGCAGACGUGAAAAAUCAAGACACUAUGUGGUCAGCUGAAGUGCAGCCUGGUGUAAAUAAUAAUACAGUACAUAUACACCCAGUUCCGGAAGGCAUUCCAAAUAGCUCAGAGAAAAAAGGGUAUUAUUUUCAAGCCAACAGCUUCCAGCACCUUCCCAACUCAAAACUGUCUUCAAGACUUAAGUCACCUCUGGCAAGGCUGGCUCGUGCAGCUGAAAUGUCACCAUUUUUGACAAAGCAAGACGUGUUACAAGCACUUGGAGACACAAAAAACCAAGAUACUCCUAUUUUUCGGAGCAUCAGGCAGCAAGACUUGUGUGACACAGCCGCCACAGGUUUAUUUGAUCUAAAAGAGCAACGCCUGGAUUUGUAUUUAGGCAACCCUACAAAUACCUUACCAUUGCUAUCAUUCCCGAUCAAAUACCCACAUUAACCAGGUUUUAAAAAUGCAAUCUUUUUUGUUACUAGGUGUGAGCUCUUCUUUCAAAUCAAACUUUAUUGUCUGUCCGAGGAAGUCCAAGACAGAAUUUUUCUUUUGCUCACAAACCCAACCACAUAUACAAACAUAAUAUGAGCACAUAUAUAUAUAUACACACACA